Messenger RNA from Balaenoptera musculus (blue whale), 553 nucleotides. RefSeq names its product ATP synthase F1 subunit epsilon (gene ATP5F1E). The transcript is spliced from 3 exons. Gene Ontology annotation, molecular function: proton-transporting ATP synthase activity, rotational mechanism. Gene Ontology annotation, biological process: proton motive force-driven mitochondrial ATP synthesis. The record is from RefSeq and is a predicted model, not a curated record. Gene Ontology annotation, cellular component: mitochondrial inner membrane. Bases 238 to 393 code for a protein of 51 amino acids. NCBI's taxonomy places the organism in Eukaryota, Metazoa, Chordata, Mammalia, Artiodactyla, Balaenopteridae.
CUGCGGCCCGGGCCGCGCGCCCCCAUUGGCUCGCGGCGCCCGGGGGAUUCUGCGGCGAGACGGCAGAGGCCGUGCGGGGGGGCGGGGCGGGGCGGGGCAAGAGGCGGUGGGAUUGGCAGGUCCGGAGCUCCGCCCCUUCCGCUUCUCAGGCCUGACCUUCCGGCAGCCGGCUCGCACGCUGAGCCGACCUUGACGGGUCUUCGCGAUUCGGCCCGACGCGCCCCCUCUCGCGACAUCAUGGUGGCGUACUGGCGACAAGCUGGACUCAGCUACAUCCGAUACUCCCAGAUCUGUGCAAAAGCAGUGAGGGAUGCACUGAAGACGGAAUUCAAAGCAAACACCGAGAAGACUUCUGGCAGCAGCGUAAAAAUUGUGAAAGUGAAAAAGGAAUAAUCUACCCUGACUACAGCUUGAAAUGCUGCAUGUUCAUGGUGAAGAUGUGUGGGCACGUGUUAUGGCAGAUUGAAAACGCUCCCCCUUCGUGGAAAAAAAAAAAAAACCUAUCUUGUUCAUAGAUGGACAAUGCCAAUAAAUUAAAGUACAGUUCACUCUU